UGAGAUAAACAGAGAAUUCAACGGUUACUGUAUUAUGAGAACCGGGCCUACGUUUAUUAACCCAUACUUGCAUAAAGGCCAAUUUUAUAACUACCAGAAACAAAGAGUUGGCAACACUGAACGUUUUACAUACGUGCGUAUCAAGGUUGACGAUCACAUAUGGAUAAAGGAUGCUUUUGACUAUUCUGAAUUUACUCAGGAGCAUUGGAUAUUCAAUUUAGCUAAAGCGUACGUUCCUGAGAAUCUUUGGGAGCAUAUAGUUCCGAGUAACGCUCCAGCACACGUAUCUGAUGAAGAACUGAGCAAUAGAUUAAAAUAUUAUGAGAAUUAUGUGAACAGUUUGGGGCAUUCUGGUAAUACAGUCCAUUCGGCAUCUGCAUGGAAUCCUAACGAUAUAGAUUCUUUACUUGGUCCUAUGUCUGCAUUGAAUUUACAACGCCGUACAGACAACUUGAGGGAUAAUUACAAUCUUCAUGCCGAAAGAGCAACUAAUGCUCUUGCUACUUAUCUAGACCAAGGGCUGUCUACACCCAGGAUGUUACAGAAUGCGAAUAGCAGUUCCCAAAGAGGAAAUAAUGCAGAAGCACGAAGAGUACGUCAACGUACAUAUCGCGAUUCUUAAAGUUAAAC
Messenger RNA from Belonocnema kinseyi, 630 nucleotides. RefSeq lists its product as uncharacterized. The transcript has 2 exons. The record is from RefSeq and is a predicted model, not a curated record. Lineage: Eukaryota; Metazoa; Arthropoda; Insecta; Hymenoptera; Cynipidae. The coding region runs from base 35 to 622 and encodes 195 amino acids.